Elaeis guineensis (African oil palm) is the source of this 1045-nucleotide messenger RNA. Its product is annotated as protein SOB FIVE-LIKE 5. Lineage: Eukaryota; Viridiplantae; Streptophyta; Magnoliopsida; Arecales; Arecaceae. The record is from RefSeq and is a predicted model, not a curated record. Gene Ontology annotation, biological process: cytokinin biosynthetic process.
GUCUGGGAUUUGCGUGGGAUUCCAUUUGUUUUUUUCUGGCCCCCCAACUUCUUCUUCUACCCCCCCUCCCCGCCUCUCUCUUUUGUACCAGCACUAGUGUGGUGUGUUAGGGAGCAUCACUAGCAGAGACUUGCACGUAGAGAGGGAGGGGGAGAGAGAAGGAGAGGGAGAACAUUGUCUCCUAGGACUCAUUACUCCCCAUUGACCAAAUGAUGCUGGGGUGGGAAGAGGAAGAGGAGAGUUCAGAGUGCAGCAGUGGGUGCCAGUCUGGGUGGACCAUGUACUUGGACCAGUCCGAUGAGCCCCCAACCUCUCUUCCCUUCAAAGUAGCUGCCUCCAUUGAGCAAGAGGGAGAGGAGGAGGAGGAGGACUUAUCUAUGGUCUCUGAUGCAUCCUCUGGGCCACCCCAUUUCCCUGAAGAAGAUGAGAACCACUACUAUUCUCACCCCAACACUUGCUAUAAUGGCAAUGGGUGCCUCUUCUAUGCCUCCACUCUUCCAACUGCCUCAGCUGCUCCAUUGGCUAACAAUGGUGGCAAGAGGAGGAGAGUUGAGGGUAAGGAACAGAGAGAGUCUUCCUCUCCCUUGGAUGACACUGCCAGCUCCCCUCUCUUCAGCUUCCCUAAUACUAGCUUCAAUGCUACCAGCAACAAUGUGAAGCCUUCCAUGGAGAAUGUUUUGGAGUUCUCUUGUGGCUUCUCUGCGACCCAUUUUAAGGGGAAGUCUGCAUUGCAUAAGCAAAUGGGUUACCUGCAUUCCUCUGCUCCUGCGACGCCGACUCCUGCAAGACCAGUAUGCAGGGAUGAAAGUGAGAGAAAGAUAUGGUGAGCUCUAUGGAAGAAUAUGUAUAGAUCUCCAAGAGAUCCUUCUUUGGCCUUGUUUUAUUUAUUUUCAUUUUCUUCUCUGCUGUUUUGCUUUUUUCCUGUCAAUGCCGUGGGAAACAACCUGAGCAAAGGAGAAGAGAAAAUAAAAAUUGUCUUUGUUUUGUUUUUACUGAAUUCUUUGUCAUGAAUGGGGGUAGCAAAAUGGGUGUUGUGGGUUCUGUU